Drosophila mauritiana is the source of this 1180-nucleotide messenger RNA. RefSeq lists its product as uncharacterized. The transcript has a single exon. Lineage: Eukaryota; Metazoa; Arthropoda; Insecta; Diptera; Drosophilidae. The coding region runs from base 96 to 1043 and encodes 315 amino acids. The record is from RefSeq and is a predicted model, not a curated record.
UCAGAUCAAAGCAGAACGUUCGCCUGUACAGACCAAAAUUUCGUGUCUCUCAACCUGCCACAGCACCGGUUCCAAUCCAAAACCUCCGUUUAGUUAUGUUUCUGGCCAAAAGUUCCAUACUUCGCCCGCAGCUUCUCAAUGAGGUGAAGGGACUGGUGAAAUCACAGUUUCUGGCUUUGUCACAGGUCGACCGACGCUUUGCCCACUCGGACGAUAGGUGCGCCAAUAAGAAAUCCAGGAAGUGCGAGCAGAGCCCACCCAAGGGUGCAGGUUUGCCCGCCCGGGAUCGAAGACAUUCUCACACGGAUGGCGCCAGUGAAAAGUGCGCGGAGAAGAAUAAAGCAAAGCGGAAGUGCGAUAAGUAUGAGCCCCAGAAUGCCAAAAAGCCGGAAUGCAAACCGCCCAUUGUCCAAGUUCCCAAAUACUACAAGCAGCUGAAACCGUGCAAGACCGACAAGGAGCUCUCCGAGCUGCAUCCCAAGUAUCUGGGUGUGUGGGGUCGUUGCGACAUACCCUACAAGCCGGAGCCCUAUUGCCAAGAUCCCUGUGAUUUGGUCGUGCGUUUGGAUGACAAGUACUACAAGCCCAGCAAAUCUCUGGACCGCGAGUUCGACCAGUACUGGGUGGAGUGCUUCUUCCGGAAGCAGAAGCGAUGCUGCCGCAAGGUUGCUCCUGAGCGCACAUACCGCGUGAUAAGCAAAAAGUGCGCUGCCACUCCGAAGAAGUCGCCUUGCCUCACCGUCAAUCCCAUGCCCUGCCUACAAGAGGCCAAAUCUAGCAUCUGUCCAAAGGUCAAGCUCUGCGAGUGUCCGACGGCAGCAGCCAUUAACAAUUGUAAAUUGGUGCGAAGACACACAAGAUGCCGGCGUCGCGCAUGCCAGUAUCCCAGCUUCUCCGAGUGUCAGCACGAGGAGCUCAACAAGGGCAGACCGAUCGAGUGCCGCUGCCUGGAGGUUCCGCCCACUUGCCUCGUCUAUCGGCACGCUCUCCUCAACCGCCGACUUCCCUGUGAGCCUCUGAAGCCGCGCGGAAAAUCGUGUUAAGGGAGGCACACUUUGGAUUUGUGGACCCUUUCAUGGUGCUUCAACAAUAGGCAGAUCAAAAUUAAUAGUGUAAUAGAAGAUACGAAAUUUUUGGUUAAAUACAUCUUUGCCGUAUGAUCACUUCUAAAAUAUUUACA